AGUUGUCAUGCCUUAACAAAUACUUUCGUACUCCCACUCAGCUAACAAAUAUUUUCUGUCAGUUUCUCUGUUGCUUACGAUGACUCGGUGGAGCAUGAUGGCGGCGCCCAAUGUAUCUGGGAGAUACGAAGUCUGAUUGUCGUGGUCUUGUCGAUUGGCGUCGCCGCCAACUUUGCUGUCACAAAGUCGCAGAGUCGCAGAUAACGCCGUAUUGUUGUUCUGCUUCUUUCGUAGAAGAAGGUAGUGUGUGCCGCGUAUUUCGCAAAACAUUUUAAAGAUAAACGAAUAUCUCAUUGACGAGAACACACAAAAAUCGUGUAACGAAAUUCGCAAAGUGAAUUGAAAUAAAGGUUUUCAAGUGCUAAUUAUACAUAUAUUUAUAUAAAAUAUUGAAAUUAAAAUGUAAAGUCAAAAGUCAGCAAGGGCAUUGAUUACUUUGGAAAUAGCAAAAUAGUUAUAUGUUCGUAAAUACGUAACAUUAUCGGCGAAUUGUGAAGUGACGUGCAUAGUAAACACGUUCAUAUGUAUUCGCAAGUACAGAAUAUGCUGAAGUUUAAACUACAUACUUAUGUUAAAAGUGGAUGAAAUAAUAUAUAGAAAAAUGUGAUAACUAAAAUUUUGCGAAAAAUAUAUGUAUAGUAGGCAAAGGAAAAUCUUUGGCAAGUUUUUACAUAUGUAUGUAUGCACAUAAGUGCCAGACGUUUUUACAUACUUAUGCGCCGUCGGAAACAAACACAAAUGCGACAAUAAAUAAAUAAAAUAAAAACACCAAGAGCAAUUGCAGUAUAUUUGCGUGUAUGUAUACUGGAUUAAAAAGAAAAAAAGUUUUGGAAUAUCAACCAGCAAGUUUUAGGUGCAAAAAGAAGGCCAGGGUGUUUGAAAUUGCGACUUGUUCGCCUAAUUUGUUUGUGGUGGUGUUUGUGCUUUCACCUCUUUAAGCGCCGCACCUCCCUUUCGCUGAAUGUUCUGACAGUAUUUUCGACUAGCGUCGACAAACAGACGAGACACAUGUCUGCCUCUGCGUCUCCAAUAUAUUUGCGUACAUACAUUUGUAUAUACUUUUUCUUGUAUUUCUAAUCAGAAAAACAGCAAAUAAAUAAAGCGAUUGCAACAACAACAACCACAAGACAAAGUAAAAAAGAACGAACGCAACGAAAAUUUGACUGAGAGAGCAAAACACGCGCAAGCUAGCAACGCGGCUACCGUUGCCGUCCCCAAUCGUGCCAACUUAUAAGGCAUUUAGCCGCACAGCAUCGCAGCCACUGCUUCGCUGUUUUUGGGCCCCUCAAAUCAUUCGCAUCGGUAUACAUUAUCGCGCUCUCUCGUUUGUACAACAACUGGCACAGCAGUGCUCGGAAAGAGCGAAAUAAAGGAAAGAAAAGAGGAGCAGCAGAAGUAGCAGAAUCCAGUUGGAUUUUUGACAUUUCAGCCUCAGAGCGCCACAAUUUGGUCAUCAGUCGAACGGUCAGUCGCGAGGUCGUUUGUUUAGCGCACUAUUCUGCAUGCGCAUAUUAUCUAAAUACACUCAAAGUUAUAAACUCAUACCUUUCUACUCACGCAUAUAUUUAUAUAUAUAUACAAAUGUAUGUAUGUGUGUGUAUAUGAACAUACUUAUUUAUGGAGAGGCGUCUCAGAAACAAGCAGUGAAAUGUGCAGUGAUUGUGAAUUUGCAGUGCAUGUGAAAAUAUCAUAUAAUGUUUUCAGAAAUUACUAAAAGUCAGUGUUCUAAAUAGUAAAAGCAUCCCAGUGAUAAAUGAAAAAAAUUGUAUAUUAAGUGAAAAGGUUGCUCAAAGCAACACGUAAUAAUUUAAAUAAAUAAGAAAUAAAAUAAAGUAAAAUAGAAUAAAAUACGAAAUCAAAAUAAAGACAUGAGAAUUAGAGAAAAUUUCUAAUUUCUGCUGUGCCUGUGUGUUUAAAAAUAGGCACAGUUUUUUAAUUAUUUGUUUUUAUUUAGUUGUCAGUGCUGCUUUUGAAAUUCCGUCGCUGCCAAAACCGGGCUGUUUGCAAAGUGCGCAAAGCAGCAAAUAAACGAAACUUGCAAAAGCACAGAAACGCAAGGGGUGGAAGUGAGUUUCUGUAGUAGUGAAGCGAUCUUGGUGCUGCAUCUUGCCGCUACUCUAUGGGUGAAAAGGAUUGACUACGAAAAUACCGAAAAUGCCGUCGGAAUUUUAUGCGAAAAUAAUUAAAGCAGUGAAAAAAUAGAAGUCAUUGCGAGAUAAUUUGGUUUAUAGUUUACAAUAGAAUAUAAAUAAUAGCGCUAUGAGGCACGAAAUUCAUGAAAUAAAAUAAAUAUAAUAUAGGAUUAAACUAGUGCCACUGCUUGUGCCAAAGUGUUAAAAAUAUUAAUUUAAAAAUUUUCAAGUGAAGAAAAGCGUGAGAGUCGAAUAACUCCUCACUUUCUAUUAAAAUUAAACAAAAUUAUACAGUUGUGAAAGUGUAUGACUUGAAAUUUCUCAGAUUUAAGGUAGCGCGCUGAAAUUGCUGCCUCAGCACUACCUUCGUUUGAAGGAAGUGUCCAAACACGGACAAAAAAAAGAUGACUGAGUACGUUACGCCCAAUAUACACACAGUGCUCAAAAAAUACCAGACAAGUGCACCCAAAAGUUUGCAAGGACCUGGUCAUGCAUUACCCAUUGCCGGUUGCCAGACCGGCCCCAAUUGCCCGCUUGAUGCCACUUUGACUGGCGUAAGUGGCUGCGGUGGCAACCACACAGACCUAAACGCUGCGGGCGUUCGUAAUCUUUGUUCCGGGCACCUGUCGGUGGGGAAUUUGCCAUCAAACGGUUCAAACAGUGGCAUCCACAAAAUUUCGCCUAACUGUCCGCAAAUAGUAUCAUCGCAAUCUUGCUUGAAUUCACCAAAUGCGGGGUCUGCCUUGCCAACGGUCGCACCGCUAAUUAAAAAAGAAGUGCUCAGCUCCCCCGAACCACAUGAGCUGGGUGAAAUAUUGCCAUCGCAAUCGCUGCCACUGUCACUUCCGUUGUCGAUGUCGUCACAAACAACACAACCUCAAUCCCAAACAGUUCCUUCUCAGCCUCCUGUUAGCACAGUUAAAAUCAUACCACCUCCACCACCGGAAUUGUCUCAACCCAUCUUCACUGCACCAGACACAGGCUCCGGUGUGUUAUACGAAACCCAGCUGGAAGGAAAAACAAUUGGCUGUUUCUCCCUGGGCGGAGAAAUGCGUUUGUGUCUGCCUCAGUUUCUCAACAAUGUGCUAGCCGAUUUUACACUCGAUCAAAUAAAUCGUAUAUUUGAUGAAUUGGGCAUCUACUGUUCCCAGUGUUCACCUGAUCAAUUGUUGGAAUUUAAAAAGGCAAAGAUUUUACCCACAGAUGUGAAGGCGUCCGGUUUGAUAACACGCACAGAUGCGGAGCGUUUGUGCGCAGCACUUUUACAUCGGGUAGAUCGAAAUAAUUAUAUUAGCGAUGACGACAUCCCGAAAGGUGCCAUCUCCUUCAAAGUAUAUCAUCGGUGUUUCGGAAAAUGCGAUGGUAUCUGUACACCCGAACUGUAUUCAUACACAAAGCCAACUUGCAUUAUGUGUCUGGAAUGCAAAGGAUGGUUUUCGCCACAGAAGUUUGUGGGCCAUGUGCAUCGGGAAGUCGAAAAUCGUACAUGUCAUUGGGGUUUCGACUCACGCAAUUGGCAUGACUAUCUGCAUGUGGCGUUAGAUGUGGAAAAUCGGGAAAAAUACCAGAAGAUUUUGGAUGAACUGAAGGAGGUUGAGAUCAAGGAAGCUCUAAAGGCACAAAAUGAAAUGCUCUACAUGAAACGAAAGCAUGCAUUACAUGUAGAUGAUGAAAUGCUCACAUCUCAGUUGGGACAUCCACUGUCAAAUAUGACAUCGCUGUCACACCAACAGAUGUCCAAUAUGACCGACAAACAGCGCACCGAAAUGCUUGGUAUUCCAACGAAGAAAGCGAAGGGUCUAGAAGAGGCCGCUGCCUAUCAGCUGGAAUAUCAGCACUAUCAAUCGCUUAUGUAUGCGCAUUGUGCGCAGCAGCAACGGAUGGGCUCGAUGUCGGCGUUUAGACCGUGGGCUCCGAAAUCUUUCCUACAUCCGGCUGCCACUUACAACGCUGUUACCGCAUUCUCCACACUACCCUAUUUAAGUCAAGAACCACCAGUGUUACAAAAUCCGGAAAGAGUAGUGCGUAGCACAGAUCGGGAACGUUUCGAGCGCACCUACCAGCCGAAUGUGGCUCUUGUGCCCCGCAAGUGCGUAUUGGCUAAGGAUAGGGAAAAGGAGCAGCGUGAGUACCGAGACCGAGAAAGAGAUCGCGAACGCGAACGCGUUGAACGAGAGCGCGACCAGGAGCUUUCGAGAGAACGAGAGAAACGUGAGCAACACGAGCACGAGAGGGGACGAAGAGAACGAGAAAUACAACAGAUUCGACAGCAACACUUGCUGCAGCAACAAAGUCUGCAUCAGCAACAGCAAUCCGCACAAGAACUUCAAGAACAGGCGCCUUUGACAAAUUUGUGCCCCACUGAACUGAAAAUAAAGCAAGAACGUGCCAAUACACCGAAUGAGAUGCCGCAGUCUCCACCCUGUACCAAUGCCGGUGGGGGCGACGAUGAGCCUGCCGAAUGCCGUAUAAAUAUACCGAUUGGCGAUAAUGACGCGAUUUUGCCAAUAAUAUCGCCUAUGUCUCUGACAAUGAGCCAACAACAACGAAAAAUUUUAAGCAAUAAUAAUGGUAGCAGUAAUAGUAAUAGUAACAGCAAUAGUAAUAGCAACAGUUGUCAUAGUGAUGUAGACGCUAUGCAUCAGCUACAGCAGCAACUUCAAGAGCAGCAGCAGCAAUUGCAACCUCGACGACAUUCGCUCUAUACCUCAAACUCUUCAGCUAGUUCAACAUCGUCAACGGCAUCUACGACGCCUCCACAGCAACAACUACUGCCUGCUCACCUGCCUGCUUCGAAACAAUAUCAACAAGAACACAGGCAUGUUCAAACAUUACCACAAUCGGAGCAGCAAACCCGUCUAGCACAAUCGCCACGCACGUGCCCUCUAUCUCCGACCGAUUCGCACAGUUCUCAAGAAUUUUCGGGAUCGAACGAGAUCACCUCAUCCACAUCACCUGCCCCUUGCAACGAUAGCAAACACAUUAGUGGUGACCGUGGACAACGCUUUCUUCAUAGUCGAGAAACUGGCCGAGAUCCACAAAAUCAGCCGCUUAUUGCUACUGUGAAUCAGCAUGCCAAGCUUCUGCCAACACCAAUAACUGCAAACUUUACUGCCAGCAACAAUAUUAACCACAACGAAUUGCACAGCCGAAUUCGGAUAAGCAAAAACUUAAUCAAUCGAUCGAAUAUUAUUCGAUCGCCAACACCUCCGCCAUCACUACCUCCAACAGCUGCACUGUCCCAACUCCAUACGCAACAAGAGCCAAAUCACACUUCACAACAACAACAACAACAACAGCAGCUGCAACCCCAAAUGCAAGUAUUGCAACAUCAUCAGCAACAUUAUGAAUUUUAUAAGCACAAUCAGCGCGCUUACGAUCAACAACGUCAGCAGCAACAACAGCAACCUCUAUCAACAAUACAACAACAACAUCUCCUCAUCCGCUCCCAACAAAAUGUCCAUCAUGUAAAACAUUCGCCUUCACAGUCUUCUACCACAACAGGGCUAAAUUUGAGCACCCAUUCCACGAAAGUUGCACAAAAUCGGCAGGAAUCCCAACUACAACACUCGUACAAUGGACUGCCUUACGUCGGUUCCGAAUUCGAGCUGUCCACUGACACAGACGACGACAGUGUAAAUGGAGAGGCGGAUAGCAGCAAUAUUUUAUCACCUUGGGAUAUGGCAGUUGAAGCACUUCGUGACACUGGGCCCAAAGAACGAGAUCGUGUACUCGGCCUACUUCGAAAAGUGUUACACGAAAACCAACAAAUACGUUACAGCAAUCUUCAGCUCAGCGAAAUAAUACAUAAACGUGAUACAAUGAUUAGAGAACUUCGAGAACAACUUCAGACUUGUCGACACCACUUACAGAUUCUCAGUUUACAAGAACCUCCCAUUCAGUCGAAUGGUUUGGACAAUAGAGACGGGUUUCAAGAUGAAAAAGUUCGCAGCUUACCACUGAAAAAAUCAUCAUCGAUCAAAGGAGAGAACGAUUUUGUAAACACCAGUAUAACUAAAGAAACUGUCGAUGGCAAUAACGGUAAUAAGUCGGGAAAUGAUCAAUUCAGCGACAGCGAAGAUGAAAAAGAAGUUCCUUGCAACAGUAAGGAAAGCGAUUAUGAUGACGAUAAUGGGAGUGAUAAAGAAAGUGAGAAGGCCGAUAAUGCUGUUAAUACCGUUGAUCAUAUCCGAAGUAGCGUAGACAUUGAAGAAAAUGUGGAUGAGCCAGCGAACAGCAAAACUGAUGUGAAUGAAAGUGAUAUAGGUACACAGCCGCAACCGAAGCGUUCUAGAAUCGAAAGUGGCAGUGAAAGCAAUGACAGCUUAAACCACACGUAUGCAGCAAACACAGAUACUCCAUGCCAUUUAGUUGAACAUACAUCACAAGGAAAUAGUCAUGAUCCUAACAUCGAUUCGGAAGAUGAAGCUUUGUUAGCUAAUGAAUUGUCUGAUUAUGGCACCAAGUGCUCAAAAAAUAAAAACAAAGCUUACACGCAGAUGAGCGAUCCUGAUAUGGGUGAUGACGAUGCGGAUACUAACCGUUUUACUGUUACAAAUGCUAGCGGCAGUGAUACAAACUCUUCCGAUGAUGACGGAGACGAAAUCAACGUGCCCUUAAUGAGCUCACAUACGGUAGAGAAAGACGUUCAGGCGCCUCACAGUAGCUCCCUGGGGAUAUUACCAACAGCAAAUACGCCACUGUCGCCUCAUUCUGCCGCAACCGCUGGACAGUUGUUCGACAGCAGCAGCAGCAGUGAUGAAUUAUCUAUGAAGAAAGCGCAAAUGUCAGCCUCUGACGCCCUUGCGAAAAUAUCCGAAUCUGCGGACGAUGGGGACGAGCUGACAAAAGUAAAAGAAAAGACAAGGUUCAACGAAGUUGACAAACAUUUUCAGGAAGAUCAAGAUAGCGCCGGCGCUAAACUGAAAACUAGUGAGAACCGUGUAAAUGUAAAAUCAGGUACAUUAAGCAUUAAAAAAGAGCAGAAUUGUGCUCGCGGCGGAAGACUUAUUAGCAAAUCUAGUUUGACGUCCGGGAAGUCGCUUGAAGUCCAUAAGACUACAAAAUUAGGCGAUGAAAAGUUCAUCGUGAAUGUUAAGGUCAACAACAACAACGACAUAUGUAACGAUCAGGUGACCCGAACACCUCUCGCCACAAAGGCUAGCAAAAAAGAAACACCAACAACAAACACCGAAUUAUGGGUCAAAGAGGAGAUAAUAUAACCGUUGCAGUGCAAUAAGACUGAUAGUCGGCGCGUUCGAAGGAUCUACCAUAGAGUACAUUAAACCAGGCCAAUACGAUGGGCUGAGUUGAGAUGAGUUCUGAGCUCUUUUUGCAUGUGCUAAUGUGAGAAUACAUUUGCAGUACAAGUGCAAAUACAUACAUAUGAGUUUGUAUGUAUGUUACAUAUUUACACACCCUUAUUCUGCUUCGCUUGUGAACAGUACAAUUAAACAAUUGUAAUGUAAAUACUCCAAAUACUCACAUAUGGAAGUGCUUCUCUUUUAAUUGAAUUUCACCUUCUAUGUAGCAGCUUGCAUGCUAAAAGCUUUAAAGCUUGUCACAAGCUCACAAAUCAAGAAGUAAGCUUUAAAGGAUUUGUAUGCGCUUCAGCUUGAUUUUAAUGUAUUUCACAAAAACGGUGAAAAGAACUUACUGUUGACAAUUUCCUUAAUUUAACACAUGCAGUGUUUGUGGCAUAUUCAAAUAUUUAAAAUAUAUGGACCGAUUACAUUCGUUAAGGACUUCUGUGUCCUUUUUUCGUCACACUGCUAAGAAAUUGUUGGGAAAUAGUUAAAUGACAAAAACUUAAUGCAAUCAUUUAGAUUCUAAGCAUGAGGAAAGUCAGCGGGAACACAAUGGAAUAAUGUGUACUCACAUUGUACACAUAAUUUGUUUUAAUAUCAGUGGUUUUCAAUAAGUAUUUACAUUUUCCAAAAAUUAAAUUAAAUUAAAAAAUUCUAGUUCUUCGCUAUCUCAUGUGAGCCAUUUUAAUUUUUUUCUUAAAACCUGUUUAUUGUUUGUAAUUUCCCCGUAUUACGAGCACCGUCUCCUAGUAAUUUUCCUUUAUUUUUGAAAAUAACUAUUCUGUAAUUUUUUGUUAGUCUGUUUAAAGAGCAAAAAAUGCAUACAAAUAUGUAUAUAAGUAUCUAUAUAAAUAUAUUUACUGAAACCAAAGCUUUAAAAGGAAUUCAAACAAAAAAGAAAAUUAUUUAAAAAACCUAUGUACAUACAUAUACAUGUAUAUUUUAAAUAUGAAUUCAAUAUUUGUAAGUAGCGCUUUUGUUCAUUUAGUUUGUACAUACAUACAUAUGUAUAUGAAUAGCAAUGUUAUUCAAUAAAAAUAUAUUUAGAACCAUAAAGCACACUAAGUAAAUGCUAUGCACACAUUCAUACAUACAUACAUACGUAGGUACGCUUACUUGCUACUGUUUUCCAAUAUCUCCUGCUCUAUUUGAGUUCAAUAGGCACGCAUAGCAAUUUACAUUGGAUUUUCACCAUUUUUGUAUGAAUUUUCUUCUUUUUAAAAUUGUUGAAAAUUAAUACGGAUAUGCUCUAUGCUGUUGUACACUUAGCCCUAGAAUUGUUAAAUAUUGAUUAAAAAUGUUAGGUAGAUAUGAUUCUGCUUACAUGAAUAACAUGAACGUAUUUAUAGUAUAUUCGUAUAACCUAUAUUUGUUUAUUGUGUUUGAAACGAAAACAAGCCAGAUAAGCCCACCAGUUAAAAUAUAAAUCAGUUUUGAGGAAGAACGCAUGUAUCUAUAAUCAAUUAGUGUGGAUAUAUUUUUUAUUAAUUGAAAAAUCAAGUAACAGACACAAGCAAACAGAAAUGUAUGUGUUUAGUGCAGACAUAUACAUAUGUACAUACAUAUGUAUGUAUAUGUUAACUCAUAGUUAUGUUACUCAUAAUAUACAUAUGUACAUACAUACAAACAUAUAGAAUUAUUUCUAAUUAGAGAUAUACAUAUGUGCAAAGAACUCAUUCAGUUCGUUUGACAUUAUUUAAUUGUACAAAAAUUGCUAAUAUUUUUAUUUAAUUUUAUUUAGUAUUGUUUAUAAUAUUUAUUUUAGCAUUAGCACGCUAAUAACCAUAUCUACGAUUCUGCCUUCCUUUUUUGUGUCUAUUUAGUCACUCUAUCGUUUUUUUAUUGUUAUACAUAUUUUUCAAAAAUAUUUUGUUGUCUUUUAAUAUUCGGACCAAAUUAGAAUUAAAUUUCAAUAAACUUGGAACAAUUCGUGUGAUUUUGUUUUGUUAAAAAAGCAAAGAAAAACAAAAACCAAUUUGUAAAGAUUUCUAAAAUCAAAUAAGUUUGUUAAUAACAAUUAAGUAGUGAAAUAAUAUCAGCCAUUUAAGUUAAUGAAAUAAUAUAAUAAUAAUAAUAACAAUAACAAUAUUAACAACAAUACCAAAAAGGUGCAUAAUUACAAUUGCGUACAAGUUCUGCUGUCGGAGUUGAAUUACUCCAACUCCGAUGAGGAUUUAUGUAGAAUAGCACAACCAACAUAACCUUUAAAGAUUAAGAUUGAAUAGGUUAUCCUUGUGUAAUUUUGUACAUCAUUAAAACGCAAACAGAAAAAUACUUAAGUAUCCAAAAUAUCUACUAUAAUACAUACACAUAAAAGUUUUGAAAAUUAAUUAUCUAUAGUCGGCUUGACUGUAAACAUAUUGUAUGUAGGUACGAAAAACAACACAAAAAAAAAACAAAAACAAUAAGAUUACAUUACAUUGAAAAGAUGAAUGAUGACAGUUAAGAAUUUGUGUUACUGUAAGCUUAAAAAGAAAUUUCAAAUUUACUGAAAAUAAAACUACAAUUAUUUGUAAUAAGUUGCGUGUUUUAUUUUGUUUUGCCAAAAAGUCGACGGUCACAAUUUUUCAUGUUCAAAAAAGACGAAAGACACCUUUAGCAAUAAAGAGAUCGAACUUCGAAAUAUAAUUUGAAUAUUUCACUUUUUAUUAUAAAGGGAUAUGAUUAACUUUGGACCAAAAACAAACAAAUGCAUUAUAGUAAAGUGUUUCGCGCCUAAACUUGGAUUCGGUGUUAGCGCUAAUCUAAUUCUCUUUAUUGCUUUAAGUGAACUACAUGUUAUAUUUGAGGAAAUUCUUUUGUUUUCAAGGAUAUACAUAUACACAGAUUUGUAUAGAUAAGUACGCACAUACAAAUACAUACAUACAUAUGUAGUAGGGAAGGCGGCGCGUUGACGGUUUGUUAAAAAGCUAUGUGUACAGCUAUGUGUGUAUAUGAUAGAAUGUUUGUAUAUAUGUAUUAGAAAUACAGAAAAAAUAUUUUUACUUUUAUUGACACUUCGUUUUAUAAGGCAUCAUUGUUAAUCCUUUAUGUACAGCUCCAAUCAAUAAACAAAAGAACCGAUGCAAUAAAGCCAAUCAUUGAAGAGUUGUUAAAUCUGGUUACAUUUACUUAAAAAUAUAUAUAUAUAUAUGUAUACACAACAUACUCGUUAUGGAGAGUCGGUGGAAUGUGUUUAAGUAAAUGCACUUGAUGCGAAAAUGAGUAUUGACCGCAUAAUUCUCCAUGACAUUUUUAUAAACAAACUUACUGACAUUUAGUACCGUAAUUUUUAUACGCUCGAAAGCGAAUUUCUAUGAUCAAAAAGCAAAUUGUUAGAUUGAAACCUUUAUAGAUUAAAUAUUGCUACAAUCGUUUAAUGUAACACUUAAGUAAAUGAAAUGCCAAAGACCUCUCAACAACAAAACAAACCAGGAGAACUGGGUAUUAAAAUACAUACAUACAUAAGUAUAAAUAAAUAAAUAAAAAAUAUGGAAAACAAUAAUCAUUAUUUUUAUUUUCUAAAUAUUAAUAUGAAAAAAACAGAUAACAUUGUCGAGUAGCAAUGUGUUCACUAUAAUAUUCGCAUCGCAUAACUACUCCUUAAUCAACAAUUUUUAAAGCAAGAAGUGUACAAAUACUCUGAUAAUUAAUCAAAGAACUAUAACCAAACAAUAAAGAAUUUAAGAACAUACAUACAUACAUAUAAUGAAGCGGAUUAGUAAAAAGUGACAAAAAUAUAUAAAUGAUUUAUCUUCAACGUUAAACAGUUUCAUAUUACGUAGUGAAUUAUAUAUUAUACAUGCAUACAUACAUACAUAUAUCACCACAUGAAAAUAAACGAACGGAAACUUAAUAUACAAAGUACAUGCAUACAUAAAUCGAUAAACAAUCCCCGUGUGACGAUUCAGAGUAGAAUGUUAAGAUAUUUCAUAAUAAUAUACGAGUACUUAAUAAGGAUAUGAAUUUUUGAAAUGUACAAGACAAUGAUACAACCAAUAAAUAAAUAAAUAAUAAAGAGUAUUAAAAUUUGAAAAUAAGUGUAAUUUGUGUUUCCAUUUGACGUGGACGAACUCUUCCUCUACACAUUGCCUAUACAGAGUUUAAAUUUCGAAUUUUAUUUUAUUUUUAAAGACAAAUCAACCUUUUAUUUGAAUAUGUCAACACAUUUUUAUUUAAUUUUCAACAUUGAAGAUCGUUGAACUAUGUUAAAUAUACAAAAUACGCCUAUGAGAGUACGUUGUACCCAUUGCUUAUGGUAUAAUAUGUAACUUAAAUAACUACAGACAUUAUAAAUCGAAACUACAUUAGGUGUGUUGGACAGAGAAAACUUCUCAUUAAUUGUAAAGAAAUAGCAUAUAUUGUGGCUUACAUAAUUCGGAAUGCUAAUUUAGUUAUGCAUUCAAUACGCAAUAAAAGGGUUAGUGAAUGAUAAAUUGUGCAGAUUUUAUGUUUUUCAUUUGCGAGAAAGUAAGUAAAUAUGUUUCACAACAAAUGACACAAUCCAUUUUUAUGACAUCUAAAAGUAUUCUAUAUUAAUUACGACAAAUAUGUGUAUCUUUAGUUGCAAUAACUUCCAUUACCAGUGCACCGUUCAAUAUACAAAGUACACGUGUAUGUGUGUGUGUACCUACAAUCGCGCUUAUUUUCAUAACUAAUAAUUGAACAAUUAUACUUAGAAGUCAUACAAACGAGUUCACAAUCUUAUGCAAAUCUAUAUUUAAUGGGGUCUGUGUACAUAAGGCACAAGACGCUUUCCUGAUAAGUUGUGCUGUAAUCAUUAUUAACUGUUUUAUGUACAUAUGUAUAUUAAUUGUAUUUUUGUUUUUGUAAUUCGUAUCUUAUAUUUCCUCAAUCCGAUUUCCAGAUACA
This is a messenger RNA of Zeugodacus cucurbitae (melon fly), 12289 nucleotides long. RefSeq lists its product as uncharacterized. The coding region runs from base 2537 to 7354 and encodes 1605 amino acids. Gene Ontology annotation, molecular function: RNA polymerase II cis-regulatory region sequence-specific DNA binding; DNA-binding transcription factor activity, RNA polymerase II-specific; SMAD binding. Lineage: Eukaryota; Metazoa; Arthropoda; Insecta; Diptera; Tephritidae. Gene Ontology annotation, cellular component: nucleus. Gene Ontology annotation, biological process: negative regulation of BMP signaling pathway. The record is from RefSeq and is a predicted model, not a curated record. The transcript is spliced from 2 exons.